CAGCUUCACCUCUCAAAAGUUCUGCUAGGACGCUUACGCUUAUCCUGCGAUAAGCAGUACUCUCUAAAAAGGAUCUUAUCCAACCUAGAGCGAUAGGAAGAUCUACCACUGUUGGGCCUCCAAGUUCUGGUUGAAUUCGAAAAACUUGUUGAAGAAUGUCUGGAGAAGAUAGUUCUGCUACUACUAUGGCCGUCGAUGCGGUUACUACGACGGAAACUCCCGCCUCUACCACUACCACUACUGCCGCAGCUGCUCCCUCAGAAACUGCAACAACAACCAACCCCGAAAAACCCAUCGAAGACGGGGAAGCGCUCGCCAAGAUGGAAAAAGCUCGUCAACAAGUCGAGUUCUACUUUGCAGAUUCGAAUUUGCCUUAUGACAAAUUCAUGUGGACCCUGCACACCAAAGACCCCGAACACUGGAUCCCCCUCUCCACCAUCGCCUCCUUCAAACGCAUGCGCGAAUACACCGCCCUCGGCGCCGAGUUCGUCUUGAACGCCCUGCGCCCCUCGACCUUCCUCGAGCUCGACGAGAGUGGGAGGGAGGGUGCCGAGUUGGCUGGUGUGAGGGUUAGGAGGAAGACGGAGGUUAGGGAGGUGAAGGAUGCGUUUGAGAGGAGUGUUUAUGCUAAAGGUUUCCCGGAGGAAGACCCCACACUGCAGAAACGCCUCGAAGAGUUCUUUGCGACGUUCGGCAAGGUGAAUUCGGUUAGGAUGAGGAGGGACGAGCAUAAAAAGUUCAAGACCUCCGUGUUCGCUGAAUUCGCCGAUUUCGAGACUGUGGACAAGUUCCUCAAGGCUGAUCCCAAACCUACGUUUGAAGGGAAGGAGUUGUUGAUUAUGUCCAAACACGACUACUGCGAAAUGAAAAUCAAAGAAAAAGGUCUAACCGGAAAGGCCGCGAACCACCGCCGCGAAAUGCUCGCCAAAGGACGGGGAUUCGACGCCUUCCGCGAGUCCUCUACCUCCUCCCCUUCUUCCUCCUCCAAAGACGAACCCAAAGAAAUCCUCCUCGAAUACAUCGGAAACCGCAUCCCGAUCAAAAAAGAUUCCGAAGGGAACGGCUAUGUGGAAGAAUCCUCCAUCCCUUUCGUGCGAGGUGCUACACUCCGGUUCGACGGCUGCGCCGGGGACUGUACCUGGUCCGACAUCAAAGACCCUAUCAAAACCCUCUUCGACGGUAAACCGCCCUAUAUCAAGUUUACUCGGGGUGAUGAUUUUGGGUUGGUGGGAUUCCAUAAGGCGUUGAGUGAGGAGGAGGUGGAGAAGGUUAAGGAGGCGGUGAGGAAGGUUAAUGGAAGGGAGGUGAGGUGGAGUGUGCCCGGGGAGGAGGAGGAGAAGGCGUUCCAGGUUGAGAGGGCACAGGUGGCGGCGAGGGGGGCGAUGGCGCAGAUUACGGGAGGGGGGAAGAAGGCCGGGUCGGGUGGACGCGGUGGUGGCCGGGGAGGUGGACGUGGUGGCCGGGGAGGAAGGGGUGGUCGGGGUGGAGGACGAGGUGGAGCACGGGAUAACGGGAGGAAGGAGAAUGGCAAGGAGGCUUCAGGCGGGGCGAAGGAGGAGAAGGGCAAAGCUGAGGGAGGAGAUGUAGAGGUUGGUGAGAAGAGGAAGAGGGCUGUUGAGCCUGAUGGGGGACCGUAUACGGGUGUGAGGGGUACGAAUGCCCCGCCUGCGGUUGUUGCGUCUAGUGAGAGUGCGGCGAAGAAGGCCAAGACGGAUGCUUGA
Molecule: messenger RNA, 1721 nt
Organism: Coprinopsis cinerea okayama7#130
Lineage: Eukaryota; Fungi; Basidiomycota; Agaricomycetes; Agaricales; Psathyrellaceae
Exons: 6
Coding region: 156-1721 (521 amino acids)
Biological process (GO): RNA processing
Cellular component (GO): nucleus
Molecular function (GO): mRNA binding
Source: RefSeq, a predicted model, not a curated record